This is a messenger RNA of Heteronotia binoei (common prickly gecko), 2453 nucleotides long. RefSeq names its product monoacylglycerol/Diacylglycerol O-acyltransferase-like. The record is from RefSeq and is a predicted model, not a curated record. The transcript has 7 exons. Lineage: Eukaryota; Metazoa; Chordata; Lepidosauria; Squamata; Gekkonidae. Gene Ontology annotation, cellular component: membrane. Gene Ontology annotation, molecular function: acyltransferase activity. Bases 216 to 1208 code for a protein of 330 amino acids.
CGAUUGGUUCCCCCCUCUGCCUGCCGCCGCUGGUGGCGGCUUCGGGACCAGAGUGGCAUCGAUUGGUGCCCUCCGCGCCCCUGAGUCCGGCGGCGCUCGCCUUCAACUCCGCCCUUCUGGAGGCGGCAGGGACUCGUAAAAGGCCGGGCUGUGCCUGCGGCGGCGGAGGAGUUGCAGCAGCAGCAGAGGCUCCCACCGUCCGGAACGGCGAGAGUAUGAUAGGCCGGAAUGAAUCCUGCAGCUCAGAUCACAUACAGAUGUCUUACUUCACUUGCCUGGUGUAUGUAUUGGAAGAAUGGACUGGUGUGCAGUACUUGGAAGAUUAUCUGAAUUAUAUUGCAUAUCUUUUGUGGCUGUUUGCACCUCUUGUUGUGUCUUUUAUACUUCCUGGACUUAUCCUACUCCUCCUCUACAUUAAUAUUAUUAUCCUUCAUAUUUAUAAGAGACGGACUGACUUAAAAGAGGCUUAUUCCAAUGAUUUCUGGGAUGGUGCAAGGCAAGUGUUGGCAACUCUAUGGUAUGGGCAUGCCAGGAUAUGGAAUGGAUAUGAGCUGCACGGCCUUGAAAAAAUACCAGAUGGCCCAGCACUUGUUGUCUUUUACCAUGGAGCGACUCCGAUUGACUUCUUCUAUUUCAUGGCCACCAUCCUGAUUAAGAAGAAAAGGAUGUGCCACAUUGUGGCCGACCACUUUGUCUUUUCAAUUCCAGGUUUUAAACUCUUGCUCGAUGUGUUCAGCGUUCAGCAUGGAUCGCAGGAGGAGUGUGUAAAAGCGCUAAGGAACGGCGACUUGCUGGCCAUCGCUCCGGGAGGAGUUCGGGAAGCCCUCUUCAGUAACGAAAACUACUCCAUCAUAUGGGGAAAGCGCAAAGGAUUUGCUCAGGUGGCAAUUGAUGCCAAAGUGCCCAUCAUUCCAAUGUUCACACAAAACGUUCGGGAAGGAAUCCGAUCGCUUGGUGGAAUAAAAUUCUUUAGGUUGGUGUAUGAAUAUCUCCGUUUGCCCCUCGUCCCGCUUUAUGGGAACUUUCCUGUCAAACUGCGUACCUUUCUUGGGGAACCUAUUCCAUAUCAGCCCAAAGUAACUGCUGAGGAACUGGCAGAACAGGCAAAGAGUGGGAUCCAGACUUUAAUAAACAAACAUCAGAAAUUGCCUGGGAAUGUUUUCAGAGCUCUAAUGGAACGGUUUACAAUACAGAAAAAAGAAGACUAGUGCGGUCUGGGAAUCUGGGAAUGAUAAAUAGUUGUAAAGUAUUUUAAAAUCAUGUUUUUAACACCCAUCUCAAAUGUGAUAUUUGAGAAGGUUCUUUCUUACUGUAUUGUUUGUUUUCUGUUUGUACAGUUUUACAGAGAAGCUGACGUUUCUUACUUCCACAGAUGAUCACUGUUAAAUCUGGAGCUUAAGCUUUACAGAUAGAUUUUUUCUUAAAGUGCAGUUUUUUCAUGUAGUAAGUUAUGUAAAGGCUUCGUCAGAAUGAGUGGAACAGGCACCAUUUCCACCCUAACUUUAUCACUUGCAAAGCAAAUGAUUUGGGGGAUUAAAUUUAACGAUAGUCAUUGUGACGUAGGAGAUAAAGAGUUGCAUUUGGAUCGGGGAGACCCAGGCUCAAAUCUUCACUUGUAGCAAAACGGUGAUCUCAGACCAGGCACUCUCUUGGAAAAUAUCUUUUUUUUAAAAAAAGGAAAAUAAAGAUUUUAUUUAUAAAUCUACCUUCUAUUCUCUAGGGUUGCCAGGUCUGACUCAAGAAAUAUCUGGAGACUUUGGGGGUGGAGCCAGGAGACUUUGGGGGUGGAGCCAAUAGCAAGCAUGAUUGAUCUUCAAAGGGAGUUCUGGCCAUUACAUUUAAAGGGACCGCACACUUUUUAAAUGCCUUCCAUCCAUUGGAAAUAAUGGAGGAUGGGGGCAUCUUCUUUUGGGGCUCAUAGAAUUGGGCCCCCUAGUUCAAUUUUUUUGAAACUUGGAUGGUUUUUUGAGGAGAGGUGCUCGAUGCAAUGCUGAAAAUUUGGUGAUUCUACCUCAAAAAACAGCCCUCCCCAGAACCCCAGGUACCCAUGGAUCAAUUCUCCAUUAUAGCCUAUGGAAACCAGUCCCCAUAGGAUAUAAUGCCCAGUGAACAUUUCCUCCCCCACCCCCACUUUCUGAUAACCCUGAAGAAGGGGGAAGGCUGCCCAGCUAGGGGAUCCCCUGCCCCCAACUGGGGAUUAGCAUCGCUAACACCUACCGCACAGGUUUGUUGUGAGGAUAAAAAGUAGAUGGGGAGAAUCAAGUAUGCCCCCCCCCGAGCUCCUCGGAAGAAGGUAGAAAUAGGAUAGAAAUGCACUAAAUAAAUACAUAAUUAUUUUAUUUAAGUGAAUAUUUUCCCUUUUCUGGUGUUAUCUGCUAUAGGAAUGCUCCGAUCCAGUUAUUUGUUACAUGUGAAAUUAAGGUACUACUAUUAAACUAAGCAUACCUCAAAAA